Messenger RNA from Haliotis rufescens (red abalone), 2473 nucleotides. RefSeq names its product thialysine N-epsilon-acetyltransferase-like. The transcript is spliced from 5 exons. Bases 82 to 627 code for a protein of 181 amino acids. Lineage: Eukaryota; Metazoa; Mollusca; Gastropoda; Lepetellida; Haliotidae. Gene Ontology annotation, molecular function: N-acetyltransferase activity. The record is from RefSeq and is a predicted model, not a curated record.
UGGUUCCCGGCUCCCUAUGCGCGUCGUCAACUUGCGUAUAUUGUGAUAUUAGAGACGGGGCCCAGCUUAGUUGAGAGGUCCAUGAACAGGUUACCAACGUCAUACACAAGAAUGGCGGACGUCACUUACAGGCAUGCCGAAAAAGAUGAUUGCGAUGAGAUAAUGCGUCUUAUAAAGGAACUUGCGGUGUUUGAGAACCUUGUUCAUCAAGUGAAUAUCACAUCUGAAACUUUGAAGAGAGAUGGCUUUGGUGAAGAAAAGUUGUUUCACUGUAUUGUGGCAGAAGAAAAGGCAACGUCAGGUGCAGGUGCAGAUACUUCACAACUGAUAGGCUAUUUGCUUUACUUUUGGUCAUAUGCUACAUUCACUGGUCGUGUGCUCUAUGUUGAGGAUCUCUAUGUCUCUCAGAACAACAGGAGGAAAGGUGUUGCAUCAGCUUUGUGGGCAUUUGCAAUGAAGGUUGCUGUGGCCAAGGAGUGCAGGCGCAUGCAGUGGGUUGUUUUAGAUUGGAAUACAGAUGCAAUUAGAUUCUAUCAAAAGAUGGGAGCUGUGAACCUGAGCAAGAAAGAAGGAUGGCUUAUAUACAGGCUAAACGAAGAUGAUAUCAAAGCUGCUUUAACUCUGUAGUGCAUUAUGGCCAAGCUUGUAUACAGGAUAAAUACCACGCUACUGGCAGAGACCGGCAACAGUCAUCAAUUUUCAUUGUCUUUGAAAUUAUUCUUCCAGGCCUCAAAGUUUAAUGUUUUCCUAAGGAGUUAUUGGCUCCUAACAUUUGUUUUUAAAGAGCCAAUUUGAAAUUCAAUUCCAGGUGAAAAAUGAAGGAGUCAAACUUAAAGAUUAUGGUCAGUAAUGUAUAAUAAGCAUCUCUAAUCCAUCUAAUUGCAGCAGUACCAGUUCCUACCAUUGGUGUAACAAGCUAUGUUGUUAACUACAUUGUUUAAAAUACUUAACAAGAUAAAUUUUUACCUCACAAUUCCCAUGUUGAUUUUUAGAUUUUUUUACAAUCAGAGUUUAGCUCAAUUAUUAAUGUAUUGUAUCUCUGUCUCAAAUAUUAUGCAGUUAGUAAUAUCUGAUGGAUAGUACCAAGAGAAAAAUACUGUUUAUUGGCAUCACUUGACAUUUUCAUUGCUGGUUUUUAGUUUUUUCAAUAUUUGGGGGUUGCAUGUCACUCCUUUGCAAUGUCUAGGUUUUUCUAAAACAUGUUUGAAUCUUGAAUACUUAUUAUCCCUAGAGCAUAUAUUAUCUCACCAAGGACAAUCUUGCGCUGUGAUACAUUUUACACAAAUGGAUAUAUUAUGAAAGUUAUGACAUAUUCAAAUGAAGGUCAGCUAGCUUUUUUUCAGUCACUAAGUUUGGGAAAAGCUAUCUUUCAGCAAGAUCAACAUGGUUAAAUAAUUAAGGGGUCUAAAAUGCCUUGAGCUAUAUACACUGCAAGGAAAUCAGCGGUAAAAGAUUUGCUUCUGCCAAAUGUUUGCCUCCCAGUCAUAUGUUGUCCUUGAUUAAUCUUCAAAUGUCUAAUUUAAAUAUACCAUAAGUGUUUAAUUUAAAUCAUGUAACAUUGAGAAUGAGGCUUUCCAAUGGUAACACCUCUAGAGCCUAUACAAGUAUUUGUUGCUCUGACAAUUAACUUAGUAGUUCACUGAAAUAGUAAAUGAACAGUUUGCAAUUGAAUCUGUUUUUGUGACUUGAAACUGGGACUAGGCAGCAUUAGAAAUUGGCACCAGUCCUAUAGUCCUUGCCCCAAAUGCCCAAUAUGUAAGGCAUCAUAAGGACUUGUGAAAAAUUGCCAUUAUUAACGAUUUUGCUAUAUGUUAUCAUAAUAAGGACUAGUGGACUAAAACAGUUAGUUUCUAUCGCUGCUAGGUAAUUUUUGUUAUCAAUCAUAUUAGGUAUUGAUAGUUUUCUUUGGGUAUUCAAUAUAUCUAAACUCACUUGAGUCAAGUAUUGGGAUUUUUUUAACCAAUGUGUACCAUAGAUAUAUAAUUUUUUAAAUAAUUCCAAUUAAAGUAAUGUUUCUAAUUUGUAUCUCUUUGUGUGCUUCCCUUCCUUUAUAACAUCUCACAUAAACUAAAUAACAUUAAGUGAGACAGCCUUUUUAUGCACUAUUCACUGCAGGAGAGAUGAUGUACAGGUAAUGCUUCAUUUGAUCAGUGAAUGAUGGCCUGUAAAGAAGUAUGGAUACUCAAAUGAUACAUUAGGUAAUUACGCAGUGUUGUUAUCCUCUUGUUUUGUUUUUAAUUUUCCAUGUGUAAUUUGUAUGGAAGCAAGUUAAAAUUAUUUGCCGAACGGUAGUUUAUUUUUGUGUGUAAAAUGUGCUGCUUAUCUGGAUCUCUUUUGAAAUCAGAUUCCUGUAGAGAAAAUGCUCUUAUCAAAUAAGAACUUCCCUAAUCAUGAAGGAUGUAAGUCUCAAUAUCAGCAAAAUAAAUUUGAUGUCUGAUUCUUUGACCAGCUGUUGAACACAGUCAUACUAACA